Messenger RNA from Ambispora gerdemannii, 525 nucleotides. NCBI's taxonomy places the organism in Eukaryota, Fungi, Glomeromycota, Glomeromycetes, Archaeosporales, Ambisporaceae. The record is from the annotation of a GenBank genome assembly.
AUGGAUAAGCAAACGGUGCGGGGCGGACAAGAAGAAAAAGUCAUCCAAACAAUUAAAUCCGAAUUAGCCAAAAAAAGCGAGUGGGAGAAUUAUGUUCGCGAUUUGCAAGUAGUUAGUGAUACUAAUAAAAAAAAACUUUUAAAAGGUUAUGUGCUUUGUUCUUGCCAUUUGACCACCGGAUUAGUAAGGUUUUUAUACGGUAUUCUGGGUGUAAUUGGAUUUUUGAAUUAUAAAAGGGGGAGUGAAAGAGACAAUAAAUUACCCGAUUUUGUCUCGGCGGAAGCAAUUAAUAGUCUCUUUGCUAAAUUACAAGAGAAAAAAGAAAAUAAAGCCGUAGUUAAAAACAAUGGCAGCGAAUUAAAAGUAGGUGAUUUAGUGAGAGUUAUCAGCGGCAUUUUUAGCAAUUAUGAGGGGAAAAUUACUUAUUUAGAUAAUAAAAAACAGCAAGUUAAGAUCAUUAUUGAAACUUCAGGUUGGGAGAUUACAGAGGUGCCAAUAAAUAGUUGUCAAAAAGUAUUAAAUUAA